Halichondria panicea is the source of this 1130-nucleotide messenger RNA. RefSeq lists its product as uncharacterized. The coding region runs from base 18 to 1130 and encodes 370 amino acids. The record is from RefSeq and is a predicted model, not a curated record. NCBI's taxonomy places the organism in Eukaryota, Metazoa, Porifera, Demospongiae, Suberitida, Halichondriidae. The transcript has 5 exons.
CUUCUUUAACUAACUGGAUGGCUAAUCUGAGAACCAACAGUUUAUGUCCUAUUCUGGAGUGGGACCCACUGGACCAACCUUACCAGAAAUGUGUCACCGGCUACACUGUCAACCUGAAUGGAACAGUGUACAAUACCACCAACACAUCUCUAUCAAUAGCUGGAGAGAGCCUCUCUUAUUGUGAGACAACAGUGACUGUGACACCACUCACACUGAAUGGACUCUUAUUGCCAGAUACCUCAAAUAUCACGUUGAUGAAUCCAGACUUGGGGACUCCAGCAUUAUCCACCUCCUUCUUAAUCCAAAAUGAAGCACUGAAGCUCAAAAUAAAAUUCCAGGAAAUUUCAAUUGAUACUGCACCCAUUCGAAUGUUCGGAUACAUAACGAGCGGAGAAAAUUGUGUUCCUACCACAUCAUUUAAUGGAAGUUCAGUUGCAAUCGAUUUCUCAGACCAAUCUCCUGGAGAUACUUACACAGUGUGUGUGAUGUUCAGAAACAAGGAAUGCUCUGCAAUCAAUUCCACUACUGUGACUGUUCCAGCUACGAUGAUUACCGUACAAGAAGUUAGGCCAUCUGGUUCUAGUUAUACGAUACGUUUGUCUCUCCCCUUCAUCGACUACCCUCCCAGUGACCUGCUCAUUGUCUCCACCCUCUCCCCCCCUCAUUCGGACCCAAUUACCCUCCCCUUCCCGUACACAACCAACCAAAUCACAGUGAUCUUCAUCGACAUCACUGCUGGAGUCUUCUACACCUACACAAUUAGAAUUAUUCUGGCCAGCAACCAAUCAAAUGAUGUCGUUUUUCCAGUCACUGGAAAUUUCAUAUUGGCUCUACAUGUAUUAGGAGAUUAUGCUAUACAUGGAGAAUCUGUGCAGUCCCUCUCUACUGGUGAAGCAGUGGCAGUCAUUAUGGCAGCUACAUUCACUAUUUCCAUAGCGAUUGGACUCUUGCUGGGGAUGUCUCUAAUGUACUGCAUUAUGUACUACAGGAAUAGGGGACACUACGCAGUAAGACAGCGACAAGAAGAAAGCAUUCAACCCACUGCACCAAGUGGUCCUGUUUACGAAGAAGUUACUCCUAUCCAAGAACAAAUUGAGCUGAAACCGAAUGAAGCAUACGGACCAUUAUAA